Molecule: messenger RNA, 1007 nt
Organism: Salvia splendens (bonfire salvia)
Lineage: Eukaryota; Viridiplantae; Streptophyta; Magnoliopsida; Lamiales; Lamiaceae
Product: mavicyanin
Exons: 2
Coding region: 123-734 (203 amino acids)
Cellular component (GO): plasma membrane
Molecular function (GO): electron transfer activity
Source: RefSeq, a predicted model, not a curated record
ACCUGUCAGCGAGUUCGCACACGUCUCUUGACUUUAACAUUUUUCAAAAAAAUACACACAAUUAAAUCUCUGGUUUUCGAGAUUUGGAAAGCAAUCAGCAUUCAUCCGAACAGCCCUCACUGAUGGCAGCGACCAAACUCCGGCUGAUUGUGGCAGCUCUGCUAGUCAUCGCAGCUGCGGCGGCGGACGCUUACACCAACCAUACGGUAGGCGGCGACGCCGGCUGGUUCUUCGACUCCACCACCAAUAAGACUUCCGCUGACUACAGUGCUUGGGCUGCUAAUGCGACAUUCAAUCUCGGAGACUAUCUCAUUUUCAACACAAACACAAACCAAACUGUGAUCCAAACCUACAACAGGACGACGUACAGUAGCUGCAUCAUCGAUGAUGCUUUAGACAGCGAUACGUUUCAGUAUGAUGGUGGCAGAAACGAGUUUGGAAGCGCCAUGACCAUAAGCGUGGCACUGACCAUCGAGGGGACUCAAUACUACUUCUCGGAUGCUAAUGAUGGGGAGCAAUGCCAACAAGGGAUGGCCUUCGAGAUCAAGGUGGAACACGGGCUGGGGCUCCCACCAAGCCUCAACCAACCUCCUCCUCCGGCCUAUGUUCCGCCACCCGGCCCAGCGAACGACGAGGGGCAGUCUCCACCUGCUGCGAUUGCGAGCACUCCUCCUUCCUCCAAUCAUGCCAUCAUACUGGUGCUAGCUUCUCUGUUUCUCUGCUUCUUGGUUUGAUCUCCUUGCUGGGAUGCUGAUGGUAUAGAGAUUCAAGAUUAUUUUCUUAUUUUAGGGUCUCUUAAUGAAUCUUGUUUUUGUUUUUUGAAUACACACAGCAUAAGAGAGGAAUACCAUCAACUUAUUUUGUGUUUUCCUAUAUUUUUCCCAUUGCUUUUUUAUUUUCUUUUCCUUGAGAUCUAAAACAUUGUAACUAUUUGAAAAUUUGUGUUUGGUGCCUCAUUGAUGGAGAAUGAUGUAGCUAGACGUGAAUAAAAUAAUGUUCUUAUACAA